Messenger RNA from Xiphias gladius (swordfish), 4382 nucleotides. It is a transcript of the gene bcar1, whose product is annotated as BCAR1 scaffold protein, Cas family member. NCBI's taxonomy places the organism in Eukaryota, Metazoa, Chordata, Actinopteri, Istiophoriformes, Xiphiidae. Gene Ontology annotation, molecular function: protein binding. Gene Ontology annotation, biological process: cell surface receptor protein tyrosine kinase signaling pathway; cell migration. The record is from RefSeq and is a predicted model, not a curated record. Gene Ontology annotation, cellular component: cytoplasm; plasma membrane; focal adhesion. The transcript is spliced from 9 exons. Bases 315 to 3260 code for a protein of 981 amino acids.
UGCUGGACAUUCAGGCGGCCGCGCCGCCGCCGCCGCUGAUGCUGAUGCUGCUGCCCCCGCCGCUGCCGUAAAAAUCCGCUUUGGCCGCAGGCAUAUUUUCUGGCACUCACGCUCCAAACUCAACGAAACCCCGACCACCUUCUACAGCUGGAUGUUCGCCUUUUUUUUCAGAGUUCACCACGGUGUGGGCGAUGGAAGACUGACACUUGAGGAACCGUGAAGAAAACCCCGUUCUGUUGGAAAAGUAGCAUCUGGAGGGAAGCCCGCCGUCCGCGUUGGAGCCAGGAGACAAGGACGGUGACAGCACCGGCAAAAUGUCUGUCCCUGUGUUCUGUAGGAUGUUUGACUGCCUGCAGGGGGCACCACAGGUAGAGAACGUGUUGGCCAAGGCGUUGUAUGACAACGUGGCCGAGUCUCCGGAUGAGCUGUCCUUCCGCAAGGGUGACAUCAUGACGGUGUUGGAGCGUGACACGCAGGGACUGGAUGGCUGGUGGCUCUGCUCCCUCCACGGUCGCCAAGGCAUUGUCCCCGGCAACCGUCUCAAGAUCCUGGUCGGCAUGUACGAUAGCAAGCAACAGCAACAGGCUGCGCUUUCCACGCCAGAUCCAGCCGCUUCCUGUCCCGUCUCCCAGGUGCAGCGACCCCUCCCACCUCUAAGCGCUUACACCAAACCAACGCCUGCUCCGUCAUCUGCUGCCAUUGCUACGUCCUCCUCUGUGUUCGCCAACAAGCCCCUACCCACAGCUCAGUACACGUCCAUGCACCCGGCCUACUCUACCCCCAGCCCCGCACAGCCCAACCCUGACUCUGUCUACAUGAUGCCCCCCUCCCACAGCCCCAAACCAAGUCCCCAAAGUCUGUACCAGGUCCCCUCUGGCCCAGGUGGACCAAUUCCACAGUCCCAGCCAGGACCCCCCAGCAAGGCACCAGCUCUAGCCCAGAGACAGUACCAGCUGCCGGGGCAGGACAUCUACCAGGUGCCCCCCUCUUUAGCCACAGGGCCAGGGCAGGGAGCAGCCCCAGCCAGCAGUACAGGAGCUGGGCAGGAUGUGUACCAGGUGCCCCCCUCUCUGGAUAAGAGGAACUGGGAGAGCAGCAACAAGCCACUGGGCAAGGUGGUAGUUCCUACGCGGGUUGGACAGGUGUAUGUGUACGACACAGUGAAGUCGGACCAGGACGAGUAUGACGUCCCACCCAGACAUCAGCCUCCAGCCCAGCAGGACAUAUACGACGUGCCGCCCACCCGCCAGCAGUACAACACACAGGUGUAUGACACUCCUCCCAUGGUGGUGAAGGGGCCUUCUAGUGGUCAAGAUAUAUAUGACACCCCAGCAAGCACAGACAAGAACACACAGCAGACAGUGUAUGACUUCCCCCCGUCUGUUAGUAAAGACAUCCCUGAAGCUCAGCCAAUCAGAGAGGAGACCUACGAUGUACCACCCCACUUUGCCAAACUCAAGCCCCAAGUCCCCAUCCCUCCUGGCCAGUACCUGCACAACAACCUCAACAACGAUGAUGAUGAGCCACCCAUUCCAGAGGACGUGUACGACGUCCCACCCCCCAUCCUGACUGACAAGCAUUAUCAGGGAGACAGGAGCGGGGUCAGCCAGGCCCCCCAGGAGAUCUAUGACAUCCCAGCCAGCCUGCGGACUGGAGGUCACCCCACCCAGGAUGUCUACGAUUUCCCCCGGGAACGAGAGGAGAGAGGAGGAGAGAGGGGAGAUCACUAUGUCUACGAUGUCCCACCACAGGUUGUGCGUGAUAGCCAGUCCACCAGUGAGGAGCUGACCAUGUCCUUCAAGCGGCUGUCUGCCUCGAGUACAGGAAGCACAAGGAGCAACCACUCUGCUUCAUCCUUAGACAUGGUUCCUGUCCGUGACACGUCUUCUUCCUCAUCGCUUCCCGCACCUGGCUCCAUUUCAGGGAAACCCCUCAUCUUGGACAUGGAGCAGGCCAUGGAGCGUCUGUCUCGCCUCCAGCAAGCUGUCGAGUCCAGUGUUUCCCUCAUGAUGUCAUUCAUCACAGGUAACUGGAGAAGCCCUGCUCACCUGGAAGGGAACCUCCCCGCCAUUCAUCAGGCUGCUGACAGGGUGCGCACCUCUGUCCGAGACUUCCUAGAAUUUGCCCGGGGGGCUGUGGCAAACGCCGCCCAGGCCACGGACCGCUCUCUGCAGACUAAACUGGGACGUCAAGUGGGGAAGAUGGAGGAGGUCUUCCAGAGUUUGGUUCGACACAGUCAGAGCUUAGACGCCAUUUCCUGGUCACACACGACACUCACGGCACCGCCACCAGGAGGGGAUGACUUAGAUCGACUAAUCAUGACGGCACGAGGCAUCCCCGAUGAUGCCAAGCAGCUCGCCUCCUUUCUCCACGGUAACGCCUCGCUUCUCUUCAAACGGACCAACCGGCAGCAGCAGCAGCUUCCACUUCCUCCAAUCCCAGGGGAGAUCGGUGGUCACAUGACAGGAUCAGGAAGUGGGAGCUAUCAGGGAGGGGAGAAGGUGAACAUUCAGUCACGGCCCCUCCCUUCUCCGCCAAAGUUUUCAGCUGCAGAGGAAGAGGAAGGUGUGGACAGGCCAUAUGAGACCACAGAGGAAGGCUGGAUGGAGGACUACGACUACGUACAUCUACAGGGAAAGGAGGAGUUUGAGAAGAAUCAAAGACAGCUGCUGGAGAAAGGCAACAUCAUCCGACACAACAAGACACAACUGGAACAGCAACAGAUUAAACAGUUUGAGCGGCUAGAGCAGGAAGUCAGCCGGCCAAUCAACAACGACAUGACGGGCUGGGUCCCGUCCCCCCAUCACCCUCUGGCCAACCAGAAUGGCUCUGGAGGACCCUCUUCCUCCAAGCUGUGCCACGGCGACCGGCAGCUCCUUCUCUUCUACCAAGAGCAGUGCGAGCAGAACGUCACCACGGUGACCAAUGCCAUCGACGCCUUCUUCACCGCCGUCAACUCAAACCAGCCGCCGAAGAUCUUCGUGGCGCACAGCAAGUUCGUCAUCCUCAGCGCACACAAGCUGGUGUUCAUUGGCGAUACACUGUCACGCCAGGCUAAGUCUCCUGAGGUGAGGGCGCGGGUGGCCCAGAGCAGCAACACCCUCUGCGAAAAACUCAAAGACAUCGUGAUCAGUACAAAGACGGCGGCGCUUCAGUAUCCUUCCCCUGGAGCAGCCAGAGAGAUGACUGAGAGGGUGAGGGAGCUGGCAGGGUAUACGCAGCAGUUCAGGAUGGUGCUGGGACAGCUGCUGGUGAUGUAGGGGUUGAGGGGGGAGGAGGAAAAAAACCAAACAGUGACACAAACUGAGAUGUCCCAGGAACAUGGGGCAGUAAAUCCUCCCUGUAACACAGAGCGGACGACCCUGUACACCCCUGCAACACGGGGUAAGAGGACCUGGAGCCCCCUGGAGCACAAAGUGCUGCAGGAAACCCUGUACACCCUUCCAGUGUGAGGUCGGAGACCCCGUGUGCUUCGAUAGGGUGAGGCUUUCCAUUCCGUAGGCUUCUGACAUGUAGCAUGGGAAACCCUGUGUGGCCCUGGUUCCUAGGGGUCUGAGGCACUGUCUGGGACCGGGGACGCUGACCUCACAUCCCUCCCUACCUCGCCUUUCACUGGGACCAUUCCUCUCUCAUCCCUCCUUCCACUGCUCGCUUUUAAUCUAGACAAACUAAAAGGAACAUUUUAUCAUCAGUGGGCUGGGCCAAUGGUUGUAAAAUAAUCAUUGUAAAUAUUUAAGUUACCUAUUUAGUCAGAAAACCAGAAAGAAAAAAGACUAAAGAACUUCCAGUAUAUAAAUAUAAAUAUAUGGUUCUUUUUUGAAGAAGAAGGAGAAGAAGAAAAGAUGAAAACAUAAGUGUAGUUUUUAGACAAUAUCAAUAAUUGUUAUUAUUAUUGCUAUACCGUAUAAUUAUGGCUCUGAUUCUUGAUCCUUGUAUCUUUAUUGUUAUGGAUGUGUAAAUUCCAGAUGAUAUGUAUGACUGUGUUGUAGUACGUCUAUGCUCUUCGCCAUCCCUGACAAAGGCACACUUUCCAAGAAAACACUGGAGCACACACCCAUCUUAAAUCUUCACCUGAUGACAAACUGACAGCUCUACAUGUUGCCAUGUUGCCUCUGUGUUUGAGCAGUACAUUAUACCGCCUGUGGCUCAAUAAGUUGUCCACAUUGAGUUCAGUCCACCAAUGCAGGCAACGCUGCAGCCAAAAGAUGUCCACAUAACUGUCCAGUUCCAGCACUGCAGUUAUCAAAGAUGAUAUCAGUGCCAUCUCAGUUGCUUUUUUGGAAAACUAUACGUAGGUUGUUUUGUAAGAGGCAUGUAUUAGAGAAAAGGAGUGUAAAAGGUUAAAGACAACAAAUCAAAUUAAACCUGUUUUUCUUCCUUUC